This is a messenger RNA of Pecten maximus, 2280 nucleotides long. Its product is annotated as chymotrypsin-like protease CTRL-1. The transcript is spliced from 7 exons. NCBI's taxonomy places the organism in Eukaryota, Metazoa, Mollusca, Bivalvia, Pectinida, Pectinidae. Gene Ontology annotation, molecular function: serine-type endopeptidase activity. The record is from RefSeq and is a predicted model, not a curated record. Gene Ontology annotation, biological process: proteolysis. Bases 61 to 969 code for a protein of 302 amino acids.
CUAUUGUAUACUGUGAAACCAAUGUCCGUUCCCACUUGACACUGACCACCAGGAGACGAAAUGACCGGCUGGUGGUUCGUAAUAUCCAUUGUUAUCAUUGGCAUAGCUGUGAGCACAGGAACCGGUCAAAGAAAUUUACGGGAGGAUGCCGAAGAUGGUAACGGUAAUAUAGCAGCCAUUAUUGGAGGUACAAACGCCACAGACAACGCAUGGCCAUGGCAAGUGUCCAUCAGGUACAGGGGUAGAUUUAUGUGUGGAGGAACACUGCUCAAUGAAGACACCGUACUCACUGCGGCGCACUGCAUCUUCAAACAACAGACACCAGACAGGUUGAGGGGUAGAUUUAUGUGUGGAGGAACACUGCUCAAUGAAGACACCGUGCUCACUGCGGCGCACUGCAUCUUCAAACCACGAGCACAGAGAUUCCGAGUACUUGCGGGGGAUUAUAACAGGCAAGAGGCCGAGCCACACAGAAAUGAACAGAAAAUCAAAGUGAAGAAAAUACGUAUCCAUCGUGAUUAUAAUCGAACAACUUUAAUCAAUGACGUUGCCAUUCUUAAACUCCUAACGCCAGUUCAGUUUGGAACCUACAUCCAACCUAUCGAAUUAGCAAAGAAAUCCAUGGAUAUAUCACAGUCGAAAUGCUAUAUCACAGGAUGGGGCAUGCGCGAUAAAGAUGACAAAACUAGUUCCGCCACCAUUCUCCAACAGACGGCAGUAUCCGUUAUAACUAACGAGGAGUGUCAGAAGGGCAUUAGAGGCAGGAUUACAGACGAUAUGAUAUGUACAGAGGAUCCCGAUAGAGCCACGUGCUACGGUGAUAGUGGCGGUCCUUUGCAGUGCGAGAUCAAACCUGGAAGAUGGGUACAGGUUGGAAUAACUUCAUGGGGAAAUCUCGAUUGUUUGGAUGGACCAUCUGUAUAUAGCCGAAUAUCCUACAAUAGGGCCUGGAUUACAAGACGGAUGUGAUUUCCGGUGAUGUCAAAAAAAUUAUGGCAGACCAAUCAAAGACAGCGAUACAUCCAUAAUGGACCGACUAGUGACAACAAUGAUACGAAAUUAUGGACCAGAUAUAGGGUACCGGAAUCUGCCGAGGUUUGUCGAAUUCCAAACGGCAGGCGACGAGGACACAAUCAUUUUAGGUCAACAAUACAUUCAUUAAAGACCAAUGAGUGGCGACGAAAUAUCCAUUAUAGACCAACCGGUGGCGAGGAUAUAUCCAUUUUUAACCAGUGGCGAGAUGCUACAUUCAUUAUAGACCAACCAUUUAGGACGAUACGUUUAUUACCAACCAAUCAGUGUUGUUGAUACAUUCAGCAUUCAUUAUAAUCGAUCGACCUGGUGAUUUCCCUUUGAUGCAUGGUUGAUGUAAAAUAAACUGACGGCAAUCCACAGUACGAAUCCUUAAUCUUUUCGAAGUCUUUUUUAUGUUUCUGUGUUCAUUACUAUGUGCCGAUGCGCGUUCUUGGCCGUUUCAAUUACAUAAUUACAUAUUAAAAGCAGUUACCUUCCAUUGGACUAUUUAGAGUCAGCUAAAAGUAAACUAACUUGAUAAUAUCAAAAAUAUACAUACGUGUAUCGAAAACUUUGAUUGUAAUAAACAUCCAGUCAUGGGGAUAUGCAAAGUGGGAUCACUUAGAUGUCUUUUAUUUUCGUAGUGUAAUACAUAUUCACUAGCCCGAGUUUCCUCUGGCGCUGACACAAUGUCCAACAGACAUGGUGUCAGGGCCAGAAGAAACUCGGGCUACAUAUUCACAUACAGUGGUUCUAUUUCUGUUGUUAACUUUGUACAUAUCACUGUGAUUUAAAAGGGAUGUGUGGAGUUUGAAAUAAGUGUCAUCUCUCACUGUAGGGGAGACAAUUCAAAAAUCGUCAUUUAGAUGAAACACGGAUCUAAAGUUUCACGAGCUCUCGUACUAAAAUUUUAAUGUAGAUGUACUAAUAGCAAAUUUGAAAUUGUUUUCUUGUUGCGGGCGAAUAUAUAUCGAGCAGAAUUCAUCACUUUAGCGAUAUGAGAUGAACUGAAUAGGUUAUGGUUUCUGCAAUGAGAACUAUUUGCAAACCACUAGCAGAGUGCAUAGACACAGAGAUGUUUAUAUAUCACAUAUGAUAUACAUGUGUAUAAAUCUCUGAUAGACAUUGGUAUUUACUUCUGAAAAUGGAGGCACUUUUAUUUUCAUUAUUACAUAUACAUUGUAUAUAUAUAUAUAUGUAUGUGUGUUGGUACUGAGGCUGGGUUUCGGAGAUUUCUAGGUAAUAAACAGCAAACCUAGAGCAUUA